UGAUUUUUCCACUCUAGCAUAUACCCAUUUGGCUUUUUCAUCUCCUUUGGUCCCUUUAGGCAUCCUAAUGUUCCUUCGUAGGAAGUAAACCCAGAAAAAUUCCAAAGAUGCUUCUUUUUCCUUCUUUUUUGAAUUAAAGCUUAGGUUAAAUGAAGCACAACCCAGAAAACCAAGGCUUCAAUUUUUUAUUCAAAUUACUCUCAUCUCUGUAUGCUGUAUUAAUGAUUUGAGAUGCUUACUUUGCCCCAUUGAAGCGGAGAAGCUGUAGAUAAUGAUCUGUUGAAGUUUAUACUUUGAGUUUGAACCCAAUAAAAUUUAACUGAAGCAAGAAUGACAUCUGCUGUCAAUGGUGAAUGCCAUGGUAUUGUUGAGGAGCCUAAGGGUGGUCAAGUGAAGACUCAUAUACCUCUACAUGUUUCGACAUCUCAUAGGGGACUCAUACGUAACGAUAAUUCUCAGAACCAUUCCCAAGGUAACAAUCUUGCUAUUCCCAAAAGGCUAAGGUUCCUCAACUUUGGUAAUUUGGGCUCUCCCUCGGCAAAGUUUCAGCAGAUAGCUGAUGAAAGAGAUGAGUUUUCUCGAACUGUACCUUCUUCUAGCAGCCUUCAUCUCCGUCAACGCCUUUCUAGGCUGUUUUCACGGAAAAUUGAUUGGACCUCUCUUUGCAAAAUGUGCAAAGAGUGGUUCAGAAAUCCGCUGAAUAUUGUACUCUUUAUCUGGAUUGUAUGCGUAGCCGUUUCUGGCGCAAUUUUAUUUCUUGUGAUGACAGGGAUGUUGAACCAUGCCAUCCCUAAGAAAUCUCAGAGAGAUACAUGGUUUGAAGUGAAUAACCAAAUCCUAAAUGCACUGUUUACUCUGAUGUGUCUGUACCAACACCCACAAAGGCUCUAUCACUUUGUUCUUUUAAUGCGAUGGAGGCCAGAAGAUAUUUCCAGGCUGAGAAAGAUUUACUGCAAACAUGGCACUUAUAAGCCCCAUGAAUGGACACACAUGAUGGUGGUUGUUGGGUUACUUAAUCUCAACUGUUUUGCUCAAUAUGCUCUGUGUGGCCUUAAUUUGGGUUACAGGAGGUCAGAAAGACCAGCUAUUGGGGUAGGAUUAUGUAUCUCAGUUGCAAUUGGUGCACCUGCCAUUGCUGGAGUUUACUCUAUGCUCAGCCCUCUUGGAAAAGAUUAUGAUACUGAGUUAGAUGAGGAAGCACAACUUCAGAUGACAGCUGCUGAGAGCAGCGCAUCUAGCCAACUGAGAAGAAAAUCAUUGGAAAGAAGAUUUUCUUUUGCAUCAGAUGAAGGAAGAAUUCUUGAAACUAGGCCACAAUGGAGUGGAGGCAUUCUUGAUUUUUGGGAUGACAUUUCUUUGGCAUAUCUCUCUCUGUUCUGCAGUUUUUGUGUUUUUGGUUGGAAUAUGGAGAGACUUGGGUUUGGAAACAUGUAUGUUCAUAUUGCAACUUUUCUUCUCUUCUGUAUGGCUCCUUUCUGGAUCUUCAAUUUGGCUGCUGUUAAUAUUGACAAUGAUAGUGUCAGGGGGGCGUUAGGACUUACUGGAAUUUUCCUUUGUCUAUUUGGGUUACUAUAUGGUGGCUUUUGGAGGAUUCAGAUGAGAAAACGAUACAAUUUGCCUCCUUACAAUACUUGCUGUGGUAAACCUUCUGUUGCUGAUUGUGCACUAUGGCUUUUCUGCUGUUGGUGUUCUCUUGCACAGGAAGUAAGGACUGGAAAUUCUUAUGACAUUGUGGAGGAUAAAUUUUAUAUGAAACAAGAUGAAAGUAUAGCUCCAUUACCUCGUGAGGAUGUGCUAUAUAGAUCCACUCAAUGUUCUCCCAACUCCUCUCCACCUUCAAUAGUGAAAAAUGAGAUAAUGACACCGCCUGCUCCUUCGAUUAUACAAAGAGAAGAUGUGUAGUACGAUCUUUUUUGCAAUGUUAUGAGAACUUUUCAACUGUAAGCUCGCCUGCGCAAGUUUCAUUUUAGCUGUAGGUAUGUUGUAUUUCUACAUUCUAAAUAUGUUGUACAAGUGCUGGUUGUGAUCAUCAUGUUUCAGAUAUUUUAUUCUCUGUAAUAUUUCGCAGUACUCUGAUUCUUUCACAUUUUUUGCCAGCGUUUUCAUGCUUCUAGGCGGCACAUAUAACUUAUUUUGAUCAGUGAGGCUCACUCUUAAUUGGUUGCUCUAAGUGAAAAAUCUUUUGACUUAAUAAGGCAUUCUGACAUGAAAAUCCCAUUCUACAAGAAUUUCUACUGAUCUAUUUUAUGAUCUGCUAUACAAGAUUCACUUUCUGAUCCCCCUUAUGGUGCCCCCUUACUGGAGUUGGGAAGAUAAUUGGCCUUAUUCUUUUCUCAAUCCUUAUAAGAAGGAGGCUGGUUUAGUGAAAGGUGAAGAGCAAUAAUGAAUAUGAGUACUUUUUGAAAGUAGACUUCGCUUGAGAAGAUUGUGGCUUGACUUUUACCUUUGAUCUGAUGAUUUAUAAUUAGUUCCUUUCCUAAAGUACACUACCUACUUUGACUAGCACAGAUUGAGAAACUUUUUGAAUAUUUUCUUAUGUCAUAACUAAUAAAGAAGUAUUAAAUACUUUGAUAUGUUGAAUUAGUGAGGAACAUGUCUCGCAGCAUUAAGACAAUAUAAAGUAGUACUCCUGUUUCAUUUUAUAUGACUGUGUUUGACUGAGUAUAUAUAUGUCAAUUUGAAGUAAUAGUAAUAGUUUAAAAGUUAGUUUAACAUAGAAAGCGCCAUAUUGAAGUUAACAUUUUAAUAGUCAAAUAAGUUAAACUCUUAAAAGUUCUGAAAGUUGUAUAAAAUAAUAUUAUUAUUUUUGCAAUAUCCGAAUGGAAGGAGUGUCAUAUAGCUUGAGUAGAGAGAGUAUUAGUAUAAGAUUGUUAGAGUUGGAAUAGAAGGAAAAUUUGGGAUUUAAAGGGAAUGGUCAAGUUAUAUGGACAGACAAAAAAGCAAAGCAAUUAACUAAUUUACAACAAAGGGACUACAACAUCUCAAUUGAGAUUUAGCUUUCUUUUUUCUUAUCCUUAUAUGUUAGUUCUCUGAGAUGCAUAAUGUUGCUGAUUUGCCAUGGCAGCUUCUAUUCUUCUACUCUGAGGUUUUGGCUUGUGAUUGGUAAUGACCUAAGGCCUCAUAUUUUCCUAUGGCUUUUAAUUAUUAGUAUCACUUGAAUUUGUGUUAUAUUUGCCUUUAGUAAGUAUGAGUGACUUCUUUAGUGACUUAUUGUGCUUUAGCGGAUUUUCCUGGACUUAAAUAAUUUCUUCAUUGAAAGAAGUGUCGUUGUCAAAGUGCCAAACUUGCAAAUUUUUAUCUAAAUUGUAGCAUACUGAAUUUGUUCGAGAUUUAGAUAUGUUCUUGAAUCUGCAUGAAUCUUUUUUUUUUCUUCUGAAUCCGUUUUGUAUUCUAAAUUUUCUUCUGAGGUUCCAAUUGAGUUGUCUGAACAGACCAAGCAUGAUUUAAUUUUAAGGAGAUGAACUUUGAAUAGAUUUUUCCACAAUGCUUAAUAAACAAAUCUUGAAUAUAUGAAACCUAUUUAAUCAUAAUAGGUAUCUGAAUAACUAGGGAGAAUCUCUUGCUUUAAGUAAAUCAAACCUUGCUUAACUCACCAUCAUGUAAUCAUCUAUUGAGCAUUUUCCACCUUUCACAUUCAAUGCAUUUCUUUCCGAUUUGUACUUUUUCUGAAUUAGAAAAUUCAUGAGACUUAAAAUUUGCAGGGGUUCCAUCAAUUGGAUGGAAAAUUAAAUUACCCAAUCUGCAACCGAUUUUUGUUUGCUUAUAUCUUUUCUUAGCUUCUUUUUGGAAAGAUGAAAAUUUAUCUAGGAUGCUCCUUUUAUAUAAGAUUGGAAGAAAGUAGGCCUGAAAACAUCGGAAUGGACAAAGAUGCUUUAUGACCAGCUUUUCAGUUUUUUUUAAAGAGAUGCUUUAUAUAACCGAUCUCAAGUAGUUUGUAACUGAAGCAUAGUCAAUUAACUGAUUGUCAUUAUUGAUUGGUUGAUACUCUUUUUGUUCUCUUAAAUUUUGACUUACCCUUAAAGCGUAUGGGGUGAAAUAUCUUUUUACUUAAUUUAGAAACAAGACAUUUUAAAAGAUCAUUGGAAGAGUAAACAAUUGUUUGAAUAGUGUUACCAAAAUAGUGAACUAUCACCGAAAAGCAGUGCCAAAACUCUUUUCUCUGAGAAGUUGCUGGUAAUUGCACAUUUGGUAUCGGAACAAAAUCUAUUCUUAUUAGCUGAAAGAGGUACAGUGAAGCAAGUCUCUGUAACAUCAUCAGCGUAGAUUGAUGAGUAAGCAAAGAGUUGCUGACUUAAAUUCAAUAUUCAUAGGAAAGACUCAUUACCUAGACUCUGAUCCCAUGACAAAAACGAAGAGAUUAAGAAGUUUUAGCAUUGAUUUUCUUGACUUUCAACAUCAUUCGUCAACUUGCUAUUGCUUAGGGUCCAUUUCUUAUAUGGAAGCAGGAUUAGAAGAUCAUGUUACUAAUCUGGCUGCAUUUUGCAGUAACGGAACUUGUCUGAUCCAUAUAUAUUUAUUGCCUUCAUACUAAUUGCAGACAUCCAUAUUUAAUUUGUUGCAGGGUGUUAGCUAAUGCUCUAUGCCAAUUUAUUGUUUUAGUGUAUGUUGCUGGAAUAAAUAUGGAACAUAAGUGGUCGGUGAAACUGUCAUGUAGUCGAUACAAAAGUUACUCGUGUCAGUGGUCUAACCGUCUAAGUUUCUUCCUUACCUUAAAAAUUAAUGCGAGGGAGCAGUUUGUUUGAAUCUAUUGUCUUGCAAGAAAAACAUAUUAAUUCUCCUUUACUUGUUAAGGGGUAGACUAUCUCAGAAUUACAAUGGAAUAAAGUUUAAGAAUACACAUUGAACAUGCUAAUGAUAGCAAAGAUUUGUGUUAGGCGUAGUUCUCUGCUCUAAGGAAGUGGUUUGUAUGUGGAUAUUUUUGUUUAUUGUUUGUUGUUUGUGAUGAAACUCUAAACCUGAGGCCUAAAGAUAUCAAUUAGCACCUAGUUGUAUGCUCUUCUCGGCAACAGUAGAAAUCAUGACUUGGAGUGUGUGGAGAUUAUGCUGGGAAUCAAGAGCAUCUUCUUUAGUCUGUUUUCUGGUAUAUGCUGAUAUUCCUAUUUCUUGAUUUCUUUUUUGGUGCUUGAAAUGGCUAUUUCUGGUCUACAAGCAAACAUGCACUUUGAUAGUUUUACUUCUAGACAAUACCAUGACAAUGAAUAGCGUAAACUUGAAGUUGGCACCUUGCAAUAGAAAAAGAUGAAACAAAUCCAGGGAGGAAGAUUGGGCAUGGAGCAAGGAUGCAUAAAAAUGGUGCUCACACUUGAGAUUACUUCUGAAGUUGUCAAAGCAAAAAUGUUGCUUCUUUCGUUAAUCAGGUAACAUCAAAUGAUCUUUAAAUUGGUUACAAUUGUUGGAGAAGAAAAAGCUUAAUAUUUAAAGGGAAUGGUCAAGUAAUAUGGGAACAGACAAAAAACAAAAAGCAUGUCAACUAUUUUAACAUAAAGGGACUACAACACCUAAAUUGAGUUUUAGUUUUCUUUUCUUCUUUGCCUUAAAUGUUAGUUCUCUGAUAUGCAGCUUCUAUUCUGUAGUCUGAGGUUGUGACUAUUUAAUCACUCAAAGCCUCAUAUUUACCUAUGGCUUUGAAUUAAUAGUAUCACUUGAAUUUGUGCUGCAUUUGCCUUUAAUGAGUGAGUGACUUCUUUAUCGACUUAUUGGGCUGUAAGUAACGAAUUCUUCUGGACUUAAAUAAUUUCUUCAUUGAAAGGAGUAUCGUUGUCUAAGUGUCAAGCUUUCAAUGUUUUAUGUAAAUUGGAGGAUACAGAUUUUUUUCUAGAUUUAGUUCUUUUCUUGAAUCCUGCUGGACCUUUUUCCUAUUCUGGACCCUGCUGGAUCUUGAAAUUUCCAACCGAGUUAUCUGAAUAGACCAAACUAAGAUCUAACUUUAAGGUGAUGAACUUUGAGUAGUUUUUUGUAUGCUCAUUCAAACAAAUUUUGAAAUUUAUGAUAAAAACCUAUCAGAAAUAGGUAUCUGAAUAACUAUGGGGAAUCUCUUGCUUCGAUUAAAUCAGACUGUACUUCUAUCCUAACUCACCUCAUCAUAUUCUUUAGAGCAUUUUCCACCAUUCAUUAGUCAAUGCAUGUCUUUUCGAUCUAUAUCCUUUUGGAUUGAAAAAAUACAUCAAACUUAAAAGUUGUGGGGUUCCAGUCAAUUAGGUGGAAAAUUUAAUUAACAAAUCUGCAAAUAAUUUUUGUCCAUUUAUAUCUUCCUCAACUUCAUUUUGGAAAGAUGAAGAUUUACCUAGGAUGUUCCUUGUAUGUAUGAUUGGAACAAGAUGGGCCUCAAUAGAUCCGAAUGGAUACAAAUGUUUUAUAUUACCGAUAUCAUCUAGUUUAGGACUGAAGCAUAGUCGAUCAAUUGAUUGUCGUAGUUGAUUGAGUGAUUAUUCCGUAUAUGCAAGUAUUUUGUUCUCAUUAAUCACGAUAAAAAUAUUUUAUUUAUUUGAAAGAAAGAGGAGCUUUUUGAGAAUAUUCAGCUGGAUAACCUAGUCACUAAGAAUAUUUUACGUAAUACUCUUAGUAAUUAUCUUAAACUUCAAUAGUUUUACUUUAUUUUGAGAACAAGAAAUAUUAAAGAUUAUUAGAAGAGUAAACAAUUGCUUGAGUAGUGUCACCAGAACAGUGAACUGUCACUGAAAAGAAAAGCAGUGUCAAAACUACUUUUUCCUGGAAAGCCACUGGUAAUUGCAAAGCAAAAUAAAGUGUUCUACACCUAGAUAAUACCAUGAGAAUGAAUGGCCGUAAACUUGAAGUUGGCACCUUUGCAGAAGAAAAAGAUGAAACAAAUCCAGGGAGGAAGAUUAGGCAUGGAGCAAGGAUGGAGAAAAAUGGUGGUCAUUACUACUGAAGUUGUCAAAGCAAAGCUGUCAGGUAACAGCAAAUGAUCUCUAAAUCAAUUAGUCUUGAGGGCUCUUUUUGUCUCUAUAAAGACAGAGUAUCUAAAUGUGAUGGUGGUCAAACUUGAUAUUACUACUGAAGUUGUCAUAGCAAAGCUGUUGCAUCUAUCAUUAAUCGGGUAACAUCACUUGGUCUCUAGAUUGAUUAUCUUGAGGGUUUUUUUUGUCUUUAUAAAGUCAAAGUAUCUAAAAAAGAAAGGAGCAAUAGUACCCUCUUGACUUGAUAGAACAAGAAAAUGAUUAUUGCUCCUUUCUUUUCAAAACCUCCUAUAGACUCUCACUGCCCAGGAUCACUGUCUGGAUACCUCAUCACAAUCUUAAAUGGCAGCUUGAAAUUCGAUCUCAAUGAAGACUUGCACACAUAUUUGACAAGUGUGGUAUUCUUCAAUCAAAGCCUAUAAACAGAAAUUAAACGUAUGUGGUUUACACAGAAGCACAACGGAAGCAUCGUUACAGUGGGAAUAUAAGGAUUAGUAUAAGGCCUCCAACUGCUCCACUGCUUUACCCUAGAAAAAUUUGGCUCUAAUUUUCAAUUAUUCUAUGCCUAUCUCUUUCUCCUCUUUUUUAGUUAUUCUGGCUCAUGGUCUGUUAAUUUGCUGCACCCUUCAAACUUCACUGAUUGGCUUCUGAAGUGAAUGAAAGGUUCAAUACUGGCCAGACAAGUACAAAAGGUACUUUCAACGUUCCACUUACAUGGUAUAAUACUAUAUAACCAAUCAAUCCCAUCUUGUUUAUUUCCAAGUAUUAUUGUAGUUUUUACAAAUUUGGUAGUUGCUGAGUAGUCCUAUGAAACUAAAUUCUAUUGGAGUACUUGGCAAUGGGCUGCAGACAUCAGCAUUCUGUAAAAGCAGAAAAUCACUACAUUUCAAGCAGCAAAUGCUUUUAGGCUUGUUUGUUUCUCAGAAUUUCCGUACUUUUCCUCUAUUACAGAUUAAGAAUGGUCUACCAUCAGAAUUAAUAUAUGGACCUCCAUUUUUUUGUGUCCA
Nicotiana tabacum (common tobacco) is the source of this 7924-nucleotide messenger RNA. RefSeq lists its product as uncharacterized. Gene Ontology annotation, molecular function: cyclase activity. Gene Ontology annotation, biological process: sesquiterpene biosynthetic process. The record is from RefSeq and is a predicted model, not a curated record. Lineage: Eukaryota; Viridiplantae; Streptophyta; Magnoliopsida; Solanales; Solanaceae.